AUGUUUGCCCGUAACGUUCUAUUUCUCGCUCUCGGCGCUGUCGCCUCCGCGCAAACUUUCGAAGGGUUCCCCAACAGUCUGACUUGCAAUACUGGCAGCGGCUCCGCCACCAUCACGAAGACUGAAGCCCAGGACGCUAUCGUGGGUCCCAAGGGGACCAAAGAAGACGACUCUGCCGCCAAUACUGCGUCUGGCAAGUGUGUAACACUCUCUGGCAUCCCUCUAUUCUCGACCGGCGUAUCUGGCAAAGGAACGGUCGGUUUUGCUUUCGACAAAGGUACAAAUACCUACCACUUUUGCUUCGCGCAAGGAGCUGUUGACUCGAGUGGAUACCCUUCUUCAUGCACGGAAAAUUAG
This is a messenger RNA of Colletotrichum spaethianum, 357 nucleotides long. RefSeq lists its product as uncharacterized. The record is from RefSeq and is a predicted model, not a curated record. NCBI's taxonomy places the organism in Eukaryota, Fungi, Ascomycota, Sordariomycetes, Glomerellales, Glomerellaceae. The transcript is spliced from 2 exons. The coding region runs from base 1 to 357 and encodes 118 amino acids.